AUGAAUAACGAGAUCAAUAAAUUAACCACUCAAGUGAGCAAGAAAUGGAAAUUGGUCGAUGAGAAAUUGAAGCCGACCCAAUUCGAUUGGAAUAAGAUUAAACGUACGCCACAGUUUCUCAAACAAAAGAUCAAAUUUGCCGGCGGUUCUUAUACUGUUGAUGAAGAGUUCAAUGCACUUGAGUUUGUGGUUAAACAACAAGAUGACGCCUUAAAGAAAGUUCUUGAGAGUUUAAAGCUAUUUUGUGAGAGUAUGGGUGAGGUUGUACAAGAGUCGAUUGGUGUUAGUGAAGGUUUCCACAACUUGAUAGAUCCAUAUAGUAAUUUCAAAAAGGAUAGCGAGACAAUGAACGAUGCAUAUGAUUUGUGGGCCAACAUGAUCAAGUACAAACAUUUAAUGCAGAAGAUUGACAUGUCAGGAGAAAUAGACGCUGUGGUUAAUGGUAGUAUGAAGCGGUUGGAAACAUUGAGCUCAACAAUUCUCAAAAACGUGUUUAAAAAAAUUCGGGACCGACAAUAUGCCUUGUUAGAUUACGAUAAGAUAUAUAAUGAACACGACUCGUUGAUUGUAAAGCAAGAGCAAGGAAUGGAACAACUAAGUUUAAAACAAAGCAAUCAAAUCUUUACUCUCGAAAGGAAAUUAGCAGAAUAUAAAGUUAAAUAUGACAAUCUAAAUGAACUUUUAAAAAGGGAGCUACCUGGUUUCAUUCAAUUGAUGCAAAAAGUUAUAGAAUUGGCUACUGUUGAUGCAUACUUGUUACACUUGAUUUUUUGCUAUAAAAUGAUUGCAGAAUUGAGAAAGUCACUGUAUGAAUUACCGCAAUCAAUAGAUAAGUUGGUCAACUGGAGUGACGCUAGAUACGAAGUUCUUGGUGCAAAAAUUCAGGAUUUAACCAUAUUUAGGCCUAAAAUAUAUGAUAUCGAGUCGGGGGUCGCAGCAGCGGCAUCCACUACUGCAAAAGGAGGAGGAGGAGGAGGAGAAAGAGAAGGGGGGACAGCGGCGGCAAGCGGUACAGUACUCGGAUCAUGCAUUGCACUUUAUAAUUUCGAAGGGCAGGAAACGGGCGAUUUAUCGUUUAAAAAGAAUGACCGUAUAACGCUCUUGGAAAAAGACGGUGAUUGGUGGAAAGGAAAAAUCAAUGGCAGGUUUGGUACUUUUCCAUCAAACUAUGUCACCGAAUCUGUAUCAGUAAUAUUAUAA
This is a messenger RNA of Lodderomyces oxycetoniae, 1200 nucleotides long. RefSeq lists its product as uncharacterized. Gene Ontology annotation, cellular component: Rvs161p-Rvs167p complex; actin cortical patch; medial cortex. Gene Ontology annotation, molecular function: lipid binding; protein binding. Gene Ontology annotation, biological process: endocytosis; plasma membrane tubulation; actin cortical patch localization. The record is from RefSeq and is a predicted model, not a curated record. Lineage: Eukaryota; Fungi; Ascomycota; Pichiomycetes; Serinales; Debaryomycetaceae. Bases 1 to 1200 code for a protein of 399 amino acids. The transcript has a single exon.